Molecule: messenger RNA, 1479 nt
Organism: Pararge aegeria (speckled wood butterfly)
Lineage: Eukaryota; Metazoa; Arthropoda; Insecta; Lepidoptera; Nymphalidae
Gene: U3-55K
Product: U3 small nucleolar RNA-interacting protein 2
Exons: 1
Coding region: 83-1432 (449 amino acids)
Cellular component (GO): small-subunit processome
Molecular function (GO): snoRNA binding; protein binding
Source: RefSeq, a predicted model, not a curated record
AUUAUUGAAUUUGAUAACGUCAACUGUCAAAUCAACGUGUUCCAACUUGUAAAAAAUCUGAAUUCUUAAAUUAAAUUUAAAAAUGUCUUCUUCCUUCUUUUUAAAAGGGAAGUCGAGACAAGUGCAUAAAAGGAAAGGUGAGCAAAUAAACAAGAAACCGAAAAAACAAAAUGCACCUAACCUCGAAAACGGACCUGCGUCCUCCGACAGUGAAUUGGAUCUUAAAAAGUUUUCUGACGCAGAAGAAUCUGAAAGCGAUCAUGAGACACCCGAGCAGAAGAAGCUGCGACUCGCUAAGAAAUACCUCGAGGAAAUUGAAAAGGAGGAAGCUAAGCGCGCGGAAUUUAAGGACCUCGACGACGCUGUUGAGAAACGUUUGCAAAGAGACUAUUUAGAGCAGAAAGGUAAACUACGAGUAGAAGUUGCCGACAACUAUACCGCUCCAGCUGAAAAUGAUGUGAAGUUAAUUCGUGCAAAAGAACAUCGUCUCUCCCUGACAUGUGUCUGUAUAAGUAGAGAUUCUGAAUUUGCCUUUACCGGUUGCAAAAGCGGCAGCGUUAUCAAAUGGAGUCUUCGAGAAAAGAAAAAACUUGGCAGCUUGACUUACAAAACACAUUCUAAAUACAUAACAGGAGGUGUAACAUCAAUUGCCAUUACAACUGAUUCAAAAUAUUUAGCAACGUCUGAUUCAUCACCUGAUAUACAGAUUUGGGACCCCCACACAAUGAAACAUGUGUACACAUUCAAAGGGCACAAAGAUGCUAUUAUAGGUCUUGUAUUUAGAAAGAACACACAUAGUUUGUACUCUGCAAGUAAAGAUAGGUCAGUUAAAAUUUGGUCAUUGGAUGAAAUGGCUUAUGUGGAAACUCUAUUUGGCCACCAGUCACCAAUAACAUCAAUUGAUGCUUUAACUAGAGAGAGGGCAGUCACAUCAGGUGGUAGAGACACUACAAUAAGAAUAUGGAAAAUAGUUGAAGAAUCACAACUAAUUUUCAAUGGACCAGUUGGUAGUGUUGAUGAGGUAAAAUUGUUAGAUGAAGAACAUUUUGUGUCUGGUAGUGACAAUGGUUCAAUUUGUUUGUGGAGUGUGUUGAAGAAGAAGCCUUUGUGUACUGUUACAGAAGCACAUGGGUUGGAGAAUAAUGUACCUCGAUGGAUAAUAUGUCUGGGCACUCUUUUAAACUCAGACAUCUUUGCUUCAGGCUCAUAUGAUAACGAAAUAAGGUUAUGGAAAGUAGCUGAUGCCUACAAAAAUAUUGUGCCUAUGUUUAGUUUAGAAAUUUGUGGUUUUGUUAAUUGUAUACAGUUUACAAGUGAUGGACUGCAGAUGUUUGCAGCAAUAGGGCAGGAACACAAAGGUGGUAGAUGGUUUAGGCGGGGUGGUGCCAAAAAUGGUUUAUUAAUUGUAAAUUUACCUGUUAAGAUAAAGUGAUUGCUAAAUAAAUUAUAUUUUACAUAAUAAUAAAUUAAUUAUUUUUU